Molecule: messenger RNA, 370 nt
Organism: Scutellospora calospora
Lineage: Eukaryota; Fungi; Glomeromycota; Glomeromycetes; Diversisporales; Gigasporaceae
Source: the annotation of a GenBank genome assembly
CAAGGAGAAAACUUUUAUAUAUUUGAAAAAUGGAAAAAAGCUAAAUCUCUUUCAAAGUUCAAGGGUAUAAUAAUUGAAUCUGUUGGAUGGAAUAAAACCGUAGGAACUUCGGACGCCUCAACCAAAAAGAUUCUAAUCGGAAGCCGUAAUGGUUCGAUUUACGAAGCCGAAAUAGAAUCAACUGAUGAAUACUUCAAGCGAGGGGAAAAAUAUCUCAAACAGGUAUAUGCGUUAAAUGAUAAUCUACCUAUUACCGGUCUUCGAGUUGAAGAAUUUCCUGCCAUUCCUCGAAAAUAUUUCAUACUAGCCACAACUCCUACGAGAAUAUAUCAAUUCAUAGGCCAAGCAAACCCUGGUGCUGAUAUAGAUG